AUGCUCUCGCCUCCCCUGGCAUCCUCAAAUAUCCCAAACUGCGGCGACGUUCUCACCAAGAAGAAACUCGACCCUCACCGCAACCGCUGCCGCGGCGCUACUUUCACCUGCAUUGACUGUAUGGUGUAUUUCCCUGGCGUUCAGUACCGAUCUCAUACCAGUUGCAUGACCGAAGACCAAAAGUAUCAAGGUGCUCUCUACAAAGACAAGAAGAACAACAAGAAACAGAAACACAGCCAUCCCAACGACAACCAGCAGCACUAUACCCAGGAGCAACCUACAGCUCACACUCAAACUCCUACCAAUAAGAACGCUGAAGCCAUGAACCACUACGCCUACGUCGAGGACGUCCCUGAGGACCAGUUCGGCUGGGCCGAGUACGAAGAGAGCAGUGACGAUGAGGCUCAUGGCGGGCCCCCGCCAGAGGCUCCUACGCCUCCCUCCGCCGCCCCUGAACCCCAUGUUGACGUCUUCGAGUUCCUCGUUGGAACUGGCGAAACACCCAACGCCUCCAACAUGAACAUUGAUGCGGAGCCAGGUAACUCGCUGGUACGAUAUGAGCCCAAGGAGAAGGAUGACGAAUUCGCCUACAUGGACGACAAUGAAGAUGAAGAGAAACACCUGGUUGAAUACGGAAGCACACCUGUGCCCGCUGCCAAGUUUGUUACGCCCGCUCCGAAGGCUGAGAGACGCAAGAGCCGAAGCAGCACCGAGAAAAAGGAUAAGAAGCGCAAGCGAUUGCACGUGGAUAUCCCUAGCGAUCAGGUCAUGACUGAUGCCCCACCGGUUCUGCACUCUGGGCUUACUGGCGGUAUCAACCGCAUGAUGCGCCCUGUCUUCCCUCCAUCCCCAGACUACUCUGGUGGUGAUAUGCCCGAUAUCUCACCUGCGAGCCCCCUGAAGAAGACUAAGCACUCCAAACAUUCCAAGCACUCCAAGCAUGCUUCUACUAGCACCAGCCUCUUCGGUAUGAUCGCUGGCAGCAAGCCCAAGUCCAAGUCAAAGACCAAGACGAAGUCAUCCAAGACGAAGAAGAGUUCUUCCUCGAAGAAGUCGGAUAAGGAGAAGAAGCCCCAGCAGCUCAUUGAAUAUCGUCCCCAGAGUAAGGACGGUAAGACCGACCCCAGUGAAGGACAAGUCGUCCUCUACAAGCCUCGUGCCGAUGUCUUCCUCAGUUUCGUUGACAAGGGUCCCGAGAGUGAGAAGGGCGUCAGUCUAAACAGGGUGCUCAAGCGCUUCCACCGAGAGCGCGAGGCUACUGGCAGCGAGCUGGGCAAAGGCAAGGAAGAGAAGGAACUUUGGAGAUCACUUCGACUUCGACAGAACGAGCAGGGCGAGAUUGUCCUGUUCUCUGUUGAAUAA
Molecule: messenger RNA, 1362 nt
Organism: Fusarium sp. VM40
Lineage: Eukaryota; Fungi; Ascomycota; Sordariomycetes; Hypocreales; Nectriaceae
Source: the annotation of a GenBank genome assembly